This is a messenger RNA of Lagopus leucura (white-tailed ptarmigan), 3413 nucleotides long. RefSeq names its product nicalin (gene NCLN). Gene Ontology annotation, biological process: regulation of signal transduction. Lineage: Eukaryota; Metazoa; Chordata; Aves; Galliformes; Phasianidae. The record is from RefSeq and is a predicted model, not a curated record. The transcript is spliced from 15 exons. Gene Ontology annotation, cellular component: endoplasmic reticulum membrane. Bases 36 to 1724 code for a protein of 562 amino acids.
GGUGCAGGCCGCAGCGGCGGGUCGGGGCCGCGGCGAUGCUGGAGGAGGCGGGCGAGGUGUUGGAGUCGGUGCUGAAGGCCUCGUGCCUGCCGCUCAGCUUCCUGCUCUUCGUCCCCGCCGUGCUGCUGCUCCUGGGUCCGCCGCCCGCCGCUGAGGCCGCCCACGAGUUCACGGUGUACCGCAUGCAGCAGUACGAGCUGGGCGGGCAGCCCUACGGCACCAGGAGUGCAGUGCUCAACACAGAAGCCCGCACUGUAGAAGCGGACGUCCUGAGCCGCCGCUGCGUCAUGAUGCGGCUGCUGGACUUCUCCUAUGAGCAGUACCAGAAGGCUCUCCGCCAGUCAGCCGGCGCUGUGGUGAUCAUCCUGCCUCGGUCCAUCUCUUCUGUCCCACAGGAUGUUGUGAAGCAAUUCAUGGAGAUAGAGCCAGAAAUGCUCGCUAUGGAAACCAUUGUGCCAGUCUACUUUGCAGUGGAAGAUGAUGAGCUGCUGUCCAUCUAUGAACAGACACGGGCUGCUUCUGCAUCUCAGGGCUCUGCCUCGGCUGCAGAGGUUCUGCUUCACACCGCGACGGCCAAUGGCUUCCAGAUGGUGACCAGCGGGGCGCAGAGCAAAGCAAUCCACGACUGGCUUAUUCCCAGCGUGGAGGGGAGGCUGACAGGGCUGGGUGGAGAAGACCUGCCCACUGUUGUGAUAGUUGCCCACUACGAUUCUUUUGGAGUGGCUCCAUGGCUGUCCCACGGCGCUGAUUCCAAUGGCAGUGGUGUCUCAGUGUUGCUGGAACUAGCCAGGCUGUUUUCUCGGCUCUACACCUACAGACGUACCCAUGCUGGGUAUAACUUACUGUUCUUUGCGUCUGGAGGUGGCAAGUUUAAUUAUCAAGGAACCAAGAGGUGGCUGGAGGACAAUUUGGACCACACUGAUUCCAGCCUGUUGCAAGACAAUGUGGCGUUUGUUCUCUGCCUUGACACUCUGGGCCAAGGCAACAGCCUUCAUCUUCAUGUCUCAAAGCCUCCCAAGGAGGGGACCUUGCAGCACGCGUUUCUGAGGGAGCUGGAGAUGGUUGUUGCCAGCCAGUUCCCAGAGGUGAAGUUUUCCAUGGUGCACAAGAAGAUAAACCUGGCUGAAGACAUGCUGGCAUGGGAGCACGAACGCUUUGCGAUCCGACGCUUGCCAGCUUUCACCAUCUCCCACCUGGAGAGCCAUCGGGACAGCCUGCGCAACAGCAUCAUGGACAGGAGGUCACAAGUGGACACGAAGGCACUGACCAGGAAUACCAGGAUCAUUGCUGAGGCUUUGACGAGGGUCAUCUACAACCUAACAGAGAAGGGAGCACCUGCAGACCUGCAGAUCUUCACGGAUCAGAUGCAGAUCCAGGAGGAGCAGCUGGAAUCAGUGAUGGACUGGCUGAGCAGUCAGCCCAGGGCUGCUCAGCUGAUUGACAAAGACAGCACCUUUCUCAGCACCUUAGAAUAUUACAUGGGUCGCUACCUGAAAGAUGUCAAACAGCAUCAUGUGAAGGCAGACAAACGGGAUCCUGAGUUUGUCUUCUAUGACCAGCUGAAGCAGGUGAUGAAUGCAUACAGGGUCAAGCCAGCAAUCUUUGACCUGCUCCUGGCCGUCUGUAUAGCAGCCUACCUUGGUGUUGCCUACGUUGCAGUGCAGAACUUCGGUCUCCUUUACAGGAUGAUACAGAGGUUAUCCCUUAAAACCAAGCAGCAGUGAAGCGACAGGUCGUCCUGUGUACAGCAGCACUGAGCCAUCGGUGAGCCCAGGAACCUUCUGCCUGCCGUUGAAUCCUGCCGCUUCUCUUCCUCUCUCUCCUCUUUGCUAUCCUAGAGAGGAGAGGAAGGCAGAAAGACAGCAAAAUUUCAACUCCUAUGCACCUUUUUAGGCGCUUCCCUUCCCCUCACUUGCACCAGGUUUGUUUUCCUUUGCUUUUUUUUUCGCGAGGGAAAAGCUCAGAGACUUCUGUAGCUCCUGCAAGUUGUUUAAACACUGAACAGCUGACGCUGAGCAGCUUCUGUGAGUGUAAACCCGAGUCCUGCACCUUCGUGGACAUUUGUGCCAUACAGCCAACUCGGAAGCUGAAACUACAGAGCAGAUGUAUUAUCUCUGCCCAGCAAACCAAGGACUCAGAGCACUUGCUUCGAAGAAAAUAUGCACACGCAAAUUAAAGAGAGUACUGUUAGCAUGUUUUCUGAUGGUACCUCUUCUUAAGUUUACUGCCUGGCUUUAGGGAGGUGUGCUGAGCAAGCAGUGUGUCUAGCAAGCAUCUUUAUGCAAUUUGUUCAGACAGUGCAAUAACUCAUUCCCUUUUCUUGGAGGUACACUGUAAACAGUCUUGACUGUUACGGAGGGGAUGAAGAAAGCUUGUUAAAACGGGUUCCUGCAGGAGGGCUCUUAUUGGGACGCGCCAUCCUGCCCCUGUUGGAGGAUGCAUUCUGCUUUGUACUUGAUUUCUCUUCAAGUUUGUCCUUGCACAGAUUGCUGCUGCCACUACGUGCUAAACUCUUGCUUGGUUUUUAAAGGCAUCCUGCAGUCUCAAACGUUGCAGGAUCACCUUCUGGGCUGUUUCGUGUAUUUAGGCAUUAAUGGCAAGAACAGCCCUGCUCCUGCUGAGCUCUGGCCGAUCUUCGUUCCUCAGUUUGUGCUUUCAGAUGGGUUCUGGAUUUUGGGGCUGUAUUUGUGUCCAUGUGCAUCUCAGGGUCUCAUUUUAUGUUUUUGAGCUCUGUUAUUUCUGAAAACGCAGUUCUCGACCUGCAUGUAUGAGCAAAUUCCCCAGGUGCUCCCUGCUGCCUCCCUUCGCACUCCACCCCCCGUACGUAAGAAGGGAGGCGAGACACUUGGCCAUUAAAAAAACAAGCCAAGAAACAACAAAAAAAAACCACAAUCUGUUUUAUGAUUGUUGUUUUAAACACGGCUGGUUGGAGAACUGUAACUAUGAGAGUGCAUCUCGGAGCUCCCUGUUGUCCUUAGCAAUCCUCACUUUUAGCUCUCUCCGCCUGGAAGUGUUGGCAGCCUGGCUGGCAAAGCUGGGAGGGGCAGGCAGCCAUUGCUCUGGCAUUGCCAUCAUCUGAAGUUUAAGCCUUUCUUGCACGCCACCACCACAGAGGAGGAUGUUUCCUAUUUCUGGAGAGCUGGCUGCUUUUUCAGGGCAGUGCUGUGCUCUGUUUACCCCCGGGUUCUGAAUAUAUGAGCAUUUUUGACCACAAGCCCUAUAGGCUGGUUGUAGUUCUGGAGGGGAAAGGGGUUGAAUUCCGCUGUCCUGCCACUCAAAAAUGUCUUUCUGAGUCCAUCCUUCAUUUUUUGUGCUGUAUACAUUGAGGUAUUUUCUCAGGCAACGAUGACUGCAUUAAAAAACAAACAAACUAGAAAACCCCUACUUUAAAUAAAAGCAGCACUUGUUACAGA